AUGUGGAACCCUAAGGAUGACGAUGAUUCGUGGGAAGUUAGGGCUUUUGAGGAAGAUACUGGCAAUUCCAUGGGUGCAACUUGGCCACCAAGGUUCUAUAGUUGCACCUUUUGUCGGAGAGAGUUCCGGUCCGCCCAAGCCUUAGGUGGUCACAUGAAUGUGCACCGUAGUGACCGUGUCAGGCUCAAUCAAACACCGUCACAUGCUUCAAAUAGCUCCACUUUUAAUUUCCCCAAUGCCAAUUCUACCCUCCUUAUCCAAAAUCAAGAAUUCAUCCAAAAUGGUGGACUUUGCUUUCUUUACUCCAUGCCUAAUUAUCAUAACCCUAAUCAUACAACAAUUAAAUCUAGUAAUGUGGAUCCCUCAAAUCUUCUCUCCAAUAUCUCACCCUUUUUGACAAAUAAUUUGAUGUCUCCUUGCACUAUUCCAUCUUCAAAUUUCCAGCCUCACAACAUCAGCUCAUCAUCAUUUAACACAAGUGAACCUUCAGCAUCUAAUAGUACUAGUAACGACAAUAAUCGCGAUAAGAGGGAUUCAACCAUUGAAGAUGAGAUUGAUCUUGAGCUCAGGCUAGGAUGGAGAUCAGCAACACCAAGAUGAC
Messenger RNA from Solanum verrucosum, 601 nucleotides. Its product is annotated as zinc finger protein 10-like. The transcript has a single exon. NCBI's taxonomy places the organism in Eukaryota, Viridiplantae, Streptophyta, Magnoliopsida, Solanales, Solanaceae. The record is from RefSeq and is a predicted model, not a curated record. The coding region runs from base 1 to 600 and encodes 199 amino acids.